This is a messenger RNA of Gopherus flavomarginatus (Mexican gopher tortoise), 5323 nucleotides long. It is a transcript of the gene RGS22, whose product is annotated as regulator of G protein signaling 22. NCBI's taxonomy places the organism in Eukaryota, Metazoa, Chordata, Testudines, Testudinidae. The record is from RefSeq and is a predicted model, not a curated record. The transcript has 25 exons. Bases 24 to 4055 code for a protein of 1343 amino acids. Gene Ontology annotation, biological process: regulation of signal transduction. Gene Ontology annotation, molecular function: G-protein alpha-subunit binding.
AAGAUUAUUUAGCGACAGAUGAUAUGCUUGUGGACUACUUUAAUGAAUUCUUGAAUCUUCCAACCUUUGCAGAGCCAGUUAAGUUUAAUCCUGAUUUUGGCAUUUUUGAAGUAGUUAAUGAUACCCCACAAUGUCUGGAAAGCCAGAUGAAAAAAAUUCUACAUAAUCAGAAACCUCCCAGUCCCAUUUAUGAUGCUACAAGGAAGGCAAAGAAUGAUGGGCAGCUUUCCAAAAAGAGCAGCAUUUUUCCAGACUUCAGUGUUGACCCAAAUUACAGUAUUAUGCGUCUUGAGCGAGAACAGGGAAUUCAGUGGAUUAAGAAAGAAAGACUCCCAGCCUUUCUAAAAAGUGAUUGUUACUUUGAAUACAGGUUAGCUAAACUGCUUUCGCAGGUAGAAUGGAGCAGAACUGGUAUUAACUUCAUUAUAGAUACAACGUAUUAUCCCUGGAUUAUGAAAAGAGAGCUGACACCUCCUUUUCUUGAGGAAGAUGAAGAGGAACUAAUUAUGAGAAAGUUCUAUGUUUCACUUGGCAAGGCUACAGUUACUCAGACAAAGGAUUGGUUUACACUAGCCAAAAAAAAUCAGCAAACAACAACUACAGAUACAAUUACUCAUCCUUUAGUUUCCACUCAAAUUCAAGGCCCACAGUAUUGGUCUACAGGCCCUCAGAGAACUGUUGCAUACAACCACAAUGUCAGCCCAGAUUCUGUUCCUUCUCAAGGUGCAUGUAGUUUUUCUGCUCAGUCUUACACAGCUGAUUUAUACAGCAGUAGCAGCAGUAAUCUAGGAGUGGAUUCCCUGGAUAUGGAAUACAGCCAAAGGAGUCUACCCCUCCCCCAGAGGACAGAAACUGCAAAAACUAGCAAUGUUAGAGGGAGAUCCAAAAGUGCAGAGGUUGACACUUCUGUAUCCAUUGCUGACACUCCUUUCCACGCUAUGUUAAGAGUAUACCUAAAUCAGAAAUGGGAGAAUGGUCCUGAGGAGAAAGAAAAUCUGGAAUACGAUGGUAGACAGGAAAUGGCAGCUUUUCAAACAUUAGAAGAGUUUACAUCAGCUUAUAUUCAGUAUAUAGUGAAUGAAUCAGUUUCAAAACUGACAGGACAACCAGCCACUAAGAACAAGACUGAUAUGAACUUCAGUAAACUGUCCAAAGUAUUUAUACAUGAGUUAUCAAAUAAUCAACUUUCUGCUACUGCUGCAGCGCCACCUACUUCUCAGCAUAUCUCUCCGUCCAACAAGUUAGACUCCAAAGGACAUUGCAUAAAACAGGAGACUGAAGAAGUGAGUUCAAGUUCAAGGUCUGAAAGUGAUGUCACAGACAGUCGGGCUGCCUGGUGUACCAGUCACAGAACUUAUGAUAUUGGAAACAGAAAUGAGUUUGAAAGAUUCAAGAAGUUCAUAAAAGGAACUUUGGGUGAAAGGUACUGGUGGCUCUGGAUGGACAUUGAAAGACUAAAGGUCCUUAAGGACACUAGAAGGCAGCUAAGACAGCUUGAUAAAAUGAAAAAACUCUAUCUAGUGAGCAGUGGCGAUUAUUUUCUCAACUCAGAAGUCUUAUUCAAACUGGACCUGCUACUUGGAGACCAGUGGAAUACAAGACACUUAAAAUGGAUUCAGCCUGAAGUAGUGAAACCUUUACUUCUUUACUGGGGUCCCAGAUUUUGUGUCACUCAUACAGCUGCAGUACAAACUGCCAGUGCAAAGUUGAAGCAGUGGCACACCUCUCACGAGAGACCAAGAACGGAUAUUGAUCCUUACCCACAAAUGGUGACAUUGUUACCACUGAGAGCUAAAUCUUGCAUUCCAAGGAUAGCACCUUCCCAUCCUCAGAGAAAUGAAACCAGCUCACCCCCAACCUUAUUAAAAACAAAUGUGACGAAUUUAUCUUCUAAGAGAGCUACCAGAUUAUUGUCAGCUACCCUGCCAUCAAGUGGAACCAUCACAAAGGCUGAUUUCUACAGCGUAACCAGUAAACCUGAUGUUAGCAGAAAAAGGCCAAAAUCAGUGGGAAGCAACAUGAUUCGUCUCUCUGCUGUUACUGAUGAUACAAAAUGCCUGAAGUCCCAGACAGAUAGAAAAUACACCUAUGCUGAGCUGCUCCCAGGUAAAAGUCCUACAGAGAGUGUUGUCCUAGGGAGUUCUAAAAUGGAAUGUAUGCUACAGUCUCUUUAUGUGGAGAACAGAGCAGGCUACUUCUUCACACACUUCUGUGAGAAGUCAGGGAAUGAGCUGUGGAAGAACAGUGCGUACUUUUGGUUUGACCUACAGGCUUAUCAUCAACUUUUCUACCAAGAAACCCUUCAGCCUUUUAAACUAUGCAAGCAAGCUCAAUUCCUUUAUGCCGCUUACAUUGCUCCUUCUGCCAGCAUGGAUAUUGGACUGCAACAGGAUAAGAAAAAUGAGAUUUAUCAGAAAAUUAAGCCACCUUAUGAGGAUCUUUUUGACCCAGCAGAAGAAUAUAUCCUCACCCUUCUGCUGGUACCAUGGAUGAAAAUGGUGGAAGUAGACAAAUCCAUUUAUGGAAAGGUGGAGCUGGUGGAAGAAAGUCGACAGCUGGACUCAGUGUACUUUAGAAAGCUACAGGCUUUGCAUCAAGAGAGUGUUUCCAAGAAGGAUGAGAGUAUUGCUCCUGAAAUCAGUCCCCUACUUCAGCCUGAUGUUCUCAGAGAAGCACAGCUCUUAAGUGAAGUCCCUGAGGAAUACAGAGGUUGUAGCCUUCACGACCUGAUCCACAAUGGACUGGAGUUAGAACAGUUCCGACUCUUUCUUGAAGAGCAUUCUGCAGUCAUGGAUCUCAUGUGCUGGCUAGACAUUGAACAAUUCAGAAGGAUGCUCCACAAGGAAAAAGAAAAAAGAGAGGAAAAAUCUAAAGCUAUUAAAAACAAGUAUCUAAAUAAAAAAUACUUCUUUGGACCCAAUAGUCCAGCUACAAAAGAACAACAAGACCAGCUAAUGCAGUCAGGUGGAGGCUGGGGACAUAUACUUCAUGAUCGACUUUCCUCAGCAGUUCUGCUAGAAAUUCAAAAAUACGUCCAGAUGAGGCUAGAAAAAAGGUGGCUGCCACUGUUCCUGGCAAAAGAACAAUCUGGGGCACGUAGAAAAACAAAGCCACAGAUAAGGGACAUAGCUGAAGAUCUCCUAAUCCAGAGAAAUGAGAAAAAGAUUGGGUCCUGGAAGCAUGUGGACAAUAAGUGGGUUUCUUCAUCUAGAGAAAUAAUCAUGUUCCGUAAAGCGCUGCUGAAUCCAGUGACAGCAUUACAGUUUCAGCGCUUUGUGUCUUUGAAAGGAGAUUUACUGGAGAACGGAGUGCUCUUCUGGCAAGAGGUUCAGAAAUAUAAGGAUUUGUGCCAUUCUCACUGUGAUGAUGCCACUAUACAGAAUAAGAUCACAGCUAUCAUCAACUGCUUUAUUAAUUCCACCAUCCCACCGGCUCUGCAAAUUGACAUUCCACAAGAGCAAGCUCAGAAGAUUAUCGAGCACAGGAGAGAACUAGGGCCAUAUGUAUUUAGAGAGGCACAGAUGACUAUUUUUGCUCUUCUGUUUAAAUUUUGGCCAAAAUUUUGUGAAUUUCGAAGCAAUUUGGCAGAUGAGAAAAUUUUGCCUACUUUGGAGAGAAAAAAGGAAAAGAAGAGACAAAAUUUUAAAAGAAAAACAACAGAGGAAAGACUCGCACUUGUAAAGCAAGUGAAAAAAGUUGUCAGCUUAUCAGAAAGUAUUUCUGUGGAUGACACCAGUAUGGGUAGAGGAACACCUUCAUCUGUAACUGGAUAUGGACGACAGGUUUCCUGGUCUUAUUCCAAGUACAUAGAAGCCCUCGAGCGGGAGAGAGUACUCCUUAAAAUACAAGACGAUCUGGAGAAAAGGACAUCAUUAUUUUCCACAGGUUUCUCAUCCACAACCUAUUUGAAGCCAGACUUCACUGCAAAUCCAGAGAAAUCCAUCACUUCAUCAAACACUAGUCUGAUUUGGGAGAAACAGUCCAAUCUUCCCAAAGAUGUGGGAAGUGAGUCCCAAAUAGUUAAUAAUUUGCUUCUGUUUGGUAUUCAUAGUUGAAUUACAUCCUUGGAUUCUGAAAUUAUCAGAUUAUGACUCAGAGCUAGCUAGAGACUAACUCUGGGCAUGUCUGCACUACCUGCCGGAUCGGCGGGCAGCGAUCAAGCCAGUGGGGGUCGAUUUAUCGCAGUCCCCGAGUGCUCUCAGGUGAGCAGCAGCAGUCAACUCACCGCAGUGAAGACACCAGGUUAAGUCAGUCUAAGUACGUCAAUUUCAGCUAUGUUAUUCAUGUAGCUGAAGUUGUGUAACUUAGAUCGACCCCCUCCCCCCCCGCCAGUGUGGACCAGGCCUCUGCCACUGCAGCUAUAACAGAAUAAAAAAGGGUAGAGGAGAGAGAAUGAAAGAGAUGUCAAAGGAAAAAAACAGAUUUUGCUACAUUUUGAAUCCCCAGAUUAAGAGUCCCCUGGCUUCCUUCAUGCUAGGCUGAACCUACAGUGCCUCUCUUGAAUUUUUUUUAAAGUGAUGAAGUCUAGAAUUACUAUAAUGUCUAUGGAAACAUGCCUCCAUUCCCUCUCAGGCCUUGUCUAUGCUACAGGGGGAGACUGAUCUAAGUUACAUAACUUCAGCUACGUGAAUAACGUAGCUGAAGUCGACGUACUUAGAUCUACUUAUCGCAGGUCCACACUACACUAUGUCGAUGGGAGACGCUCUCUCAUCGACUCCCCUUGUGCUUCCCAUUCAGGUGAGGUAUAGGAGUUGAUGGGAGAGUAAUCUGCGGUCAAUUUAGCAGGUCUUCACUAGACCCGCUAAAUCGACCGCUGAUGCAUUGAUCACCACAUAUCAAUCCCCCAGUAACUGUAAACAAGCCCUCAGUUUUCCCUUAAUCUUUUAUUGCUUUAAUUUUCCUACUUUAGGCAAGGUGGACUCAACCCUUCCCUAUUGCUACUGCACUUCGCAGUGCCUGGAUGGGCCCUUCUUGAGGCAGUACUUUUGUCUGUGACCAGCAGAAGGAGCAAUAUGCAACAGGCUAGAUUUUCUUCAUUUCUGUUUCAAAUUCUUUCUUUCUUUCCCAUGGUUUUUCGGCCUGUUCAACCCCUCCUUUCACAACUCUGUCCUCCAUUAUGUUCUCUAAAUCACUCCCACACCUUUGGUCCCUCGCAGUCCCCAUUCCUCUCUUCCUCUCAUCCCAUCCCAUUUCCUUGCUAACUUCCGUUGCCGCACCAACUUCCUUAGUACUCCAUCUCCUUUUCCAUCCUUUCCUUUUCCCCACAAACAACCAAGGGUUUUGGCUGCCUUAGGAUGGCCGUGAGACUCUGAUUGUGAUAUGA